AUGAUAAACUACAAUCCAGAUACAAAUAUUUCUGAAUCAGAACAAGCAAAAUGGAUACUAAGCAGGGCAGUAUCAUCACAUAUAUGUGGUGAUAUAUCGAAAUUUGCUGAUUUUGAAGCUGAAACGAAAGAUAACUAUAUUCAUGGUCUUUCAAAUCAGUACAAGAUUCAUGGCCAUGGUACUGUAGAGGUUCCAGGAUUCACAUUAAAUGAAGUGGUGUAUAUACCAGAUGCAAAUGUAAAUUUACUAUCAAUUAAAAAGUUAAGUUCUGAUAAUAAUGUUACAUUUUUGUUUGAUGAUAGACAUGCAUAUGUAAUGUUUUAUGAUCGUAAGAAGAAGAAAGUUGGGACUUUUAGAAGAAAUCUAUGUUAUUUGGAUUUAAAUUAA
This is a messenger RNA of Vanderwaltozyma polyspora DSM 70294, 387 nucleotides long. RefSeq names its product Tkp5 protein. Bases 1 to 387 code for a protein of 128 amino acids. The record is from RefSeq and is a predicted model, not a curated record. NCBI's taxonomy places the organism in Eukaryota, Fungi, Ascomycota, Saccharomycetes, Saccharomycetales, Saccharomycetaceae. The transcript has a single exon.